This is a messenger RNA of Nannospalax galili (Upper Galilee mountains blind mole rat), 986 nucleotides long. RefSeq names its product regulator of G protein signaling 18 (gene Rgs18). The transcript is spliced from 5 exons. NCBI's taxonomy places the organism in Eukaryota, Metazoa, Chordata, Mammalia, Rodentia, Spalacidae. The record is from RefSeq and is a predicted model, not a curated record. Bases 135 to 842 code for a protein of 235 amino acids.
CUUUCUCUUUGUGUAAGCACUGUGGAAAGACUUGAGAUAGAUUUUAAUUCACCAUGUAUGACUAUGAAAUAGCAUUGAUCAGUGAGCAAGAGAACUUAGUAAGUUAGAACUCUCUUCAUCUUAAGAGACAGAAAAUGGAAAUGUCAUUGGUUUUCUUUACUCAUUUAACUAUGUGUGACUUAAAAGAAAAAACUUUUUUCAAAUUAAUGCAUGGUUCAGGAAAAGAAGAAACAAGCAAAGAGGCCAAAAUGAGAGCUAAAGAGAAAAGAAAUAGGCUAAGUCUUCUCAUGCAGAAACCUGACUUCCACGGUGAGACUCACUCCAGUAGAUCUGCCCUCUUGACAAGAGAAACUAGAGUCUCCCCUGAAGAGGCAGUGAAAUGGGGCGAAUCAUUUGACAAACUGCUUUCCCAUAGAGAUGGAAUGGAUGCUUUUACCAGAUUUCUUAAAACUGAAUUCAGUGAGGAAAACAUUGAAUUUUGGGUAGCCUGUGAAGAUUUCAAGAAAAUCAAGGACCCUCAACAAAUCAUCCAGAAAGCAAAAACAAUAUAUGAGAAAUUUAUACAAACUGAUGCUCCACAAGAGGUUAAUCUUGAUUUUCAUACCAGAGAAGUCAUUGCCAAGAGCAUCAUACAACCCACCAUCCACAGUUUUGAUGCAGCACAGAGCAGAGUAUAUCAGCUCAUGGAACAAGACAGUUAUACACGUUUUCUGAAAUCUGAUAUCUAUUUACAUUUGAUGGAAGGAAGACCUCAGAGACCGACAAAUCUUAGGAGACGUUCUCGCUCAUUUACCUACAAUGACGUCAAAGAUGUAAAAUCAGAUGUUGCCAUUUGGUUAUAAGGAAAAAUGAUUUUGCUCACUUUGAUGGUAAAUUUGUAUAUCUUCUAAAAAUAGAUUGUCUAUAGUAAGAAAUGAUCACAUCUUUGAAAAUACACUAUUGCAAAAAGACUUUAAAAUGUAAAUCAAAACUUUUAUACUAAUAUA